Truncatella angustata is the source of this 3042-nucleotide messenger RNA. RefSeq names its product P-loop containing nucleoside triphosphate hydrolase protein. Gene Ontology annotation, cellular component: nuclear RNA-directed RNA polymerase complex. The record is from RefSeq and is a predicted model, not a curated record. The annotation marks the transcript as partial. Gene Ontology annotation, biological process: regulatory ncRNA-mediated heterochromatin formation. Gene Ontology annotation, molecular function: helicase activity. The transcript has 3 exons. Lineage: Eukaryota; Fungi; Ascomycota; Sordariomycetes; Amphisphaeriales; Sporocadaceae.
AUGGCGCAGGAGGAGCACGACACGAUCUAUGAUCACGUCAACUUCAAACUUCCGCCGCCGUCCCGGGGCGAAGAAUGGCGCAGCAUGGGGGAGCUGCCCACUCCCGCAGAGCUCAACCUCAGCUGUGGCGGUCAGGCCACAGAGGCUGACGUUUUUCAGAACGUCAGCCUCAUGAGGAAUGAUGUCUCAGUGCCAUACAAUGGCACACUGAGAUACUUGGAGACACACUACCGUCUCAAUCGGGAGCAUGGGAUCACCUUCCUCCGAUACGGUGUGCUCCAGUACAAACGCAACCGGCUGAUGAUGGACAAUGAACACACUUGUGUGUACACAAAGGCAAGGUCACAUUGUCUCCACGUCUUCGUUCGUGGUUACCUGAUGACGAGACUGGGGCCUGUCUGUCGCAUCCAAUUCUCGAGCCAACGAGCUGGCAAGAAGAUUCGGUGGACUACCUCGCCCAGAUUGACACAUGGAAGUGUUGUCGCAAUCUCGACAGCAGCAGACAAUUUCCAGACCAUCUGCAAGGUAGCCACUAUUGCAGACCGGCGCUUCAAGGAUGGCCUCGACCAGCAGCCCUCCUUGAUCGACAUUUUUUGGGCCAACAUCCAAGACGCGGUCAUAGACCCCAGCCAGGAGCUUGUCAUGAUUGAGUCUCGUCACGGCUUCUUUGAGGCAGUCCGAUACACUCUCGUUGGCCUGCAGCAUGUUGCAAAAUCAGGCAGCCCCAUCCUCAAGUACCUUGUGAAUGGCAGAAACCUCGAUGCCAGCCCUUCCUUUAUCAUGGAGAAUCCCAAGAUAGACCUGUCGCCCAUCAUCCAUUACCUGCCUAGAGAUAGCCUUGAAAGAGCUCGCCUUCUGCAUCCUUACCGCAAUUACGAUAUUCUCGAGGGCAUUACCGAUGAUAUUGCGCCCAAUACUAGUCUAGACAACUCUCAGUUGCAAGCCGUCCACCGCAUCCUGACCAAGGAGCUCGCCAUUAUACAGGGCCCUCCUGGCACAGGUAAGACGUUUACGUCUGUCGAGUCCCUCCGAUGCAUUGUCAGUACACUCACGGCUGGUAUGACAAAAGAACCCGAUCAAGUCAUUAUCGUUGCUGCAGAGACGAACCAUGCUGUCGAUCAAAUACUCACUCAUUUGAUCAAGCACGACAUCAAAGUCCUCCGUCUUGGUGGUCGGACACGCGACGAUGAAAUAAAGAAGUACAGCUUGUUCAACCUGAGAACCCGUGCAAUGAAACGUAGCUGGAAAGACCUGAAGAAUAUCGAGACAACUCGCAAGAAACAAAUAACAGAAAUUGAGAAUAUUAUCAAUGAGUUCUUCCCUCGAGAGCUACUUGACCCCAGCAUCUUACUCGACGACAAGCUCGUUACCAAGGAACAGUACAACUCCCUUAUUAGAGAAACUGGGAACUGGCAGCCUCCGUCUAGAAGACCAUCAGGUGUCCUGUCUGAAUGGCUGGAUGAAUCCUUGCAGGAUAUCUCUAUCAGCCGUACUCAUGAUCCCGUCUUUAAUAACGAAGAGAUGUCUGAGGACUUUGAAAAUCACAGUCAAAACGGCAGAACUCACGAACCCGAUGCCGAUGACCCGGCUUCUGAUGAUGGUGCUGACGACUCACACUUACGGGGUACCUGGAUUCCUAUCGAUCGAAGAUGGGGCGGCGCCAAUCCCCAGAACAUUCCUGCAGACAAUAUUCUCAUGCGCCGACAGAUGAAGAAGCAGGACCUUUGGGAUGUCGACAAGAAAUGGCGGGGUCCUAUCUACGAGCAUUGGCAUAAGCAGGCGCUAGCCAAGCGUUAUGAAGCUGUAACCUCUCUACUCUCCACUUACUCUCAAUUAUGUAAGAGUAUAAAAAUCACUGGCUGGAAGCGCGAUGUACAGUGCAUCAAGAUGAUGAACAUCCAUGUCGUCGGCUGCACGACUACUGGCUUGUCUAAGUACCGUGGUCUUCUCGCCGCUUUGAAACCCAAGACUAUUCUCAUCGAAGAAGCAGCUCAAAGUCGCGAGGCACAUAUCGCCGCAGCUUUGCUUCCUAGUCUGCAACAGCUCGUACUCGUUGGAGAUCAUCAGCAGCUACCACCUCAUUGUGACGUGCCUGGUUUGGCAGACGGUUUCCACAAUUUGAAUGUCUCCAUGUUUGAACGUCUGGUAACUCAUAUUCAUGUUCCCUACAUUAUGCUAAACCAGCAACGCCGUAUGAUCCCCGACAUCCGCGCUCUUCUGAACCCUUUCUAUCCAGCCCUAGGAGACCAUCCAAGUGUCUGGGACAAAGCCCACCGGCCAGAUGUCCCUGGGAUGCUCCACAACUCCUAUUUGUUCACCCACGAUUGGGUUGAGGGCACAGAUGUGGAGAUGCUUAGCAAGUACAAUGAGGAAGAGGCGAAGAUGGUGGUCGGCUUUGCCGUAUACCUCAUCCAGAACGGCGUCACGGCAAAGCAAAUCACGAUCUUGACAUUCUACCGCGGCCAACGCAAAAUCAUCAUGCACUACGCACGGAAAUCUCUUGUAUUAUUGCUAGGCCAUGCGAACAUUAAUGUAUCCACUGUCGACUCGUACCAGGGUGAGGAGAAUGACAUAGUCCUUCUUUCAUUGGUUCGCAGCAAUGUACGCAACCGUCCUGCUCUUGCUGGAUUCGUGGGAGACAUGAAUCGUGGCGUCGUAGCAAUCAGUCGUGCCCGCCGUGGAUUCUACGUCUUCGGCAAUAUACAAAACCUGGAGGAUGCUACCGAGACAUCGCAGUUCAUGUGGGGCAACGUUCGGUCCAUUUUUGAACGCCUGGGCCGUUAUGAUCCCAAAGAUUCCCGCCUGCCACUUCGAUGCCAGAAGCAUAAUACAAUUACCUACGUUUACAAUGCAGAAGGUUUCAAUAACACCAUUGGUGGCUGCCAGGCGCCAUGCCCCGAAGUGUUCACGACUUGCAAUCAUCCCUGUGGGCGCAAGUGCCAUCCCAUAUCACAUGAUCAACUCAUCUGCCAGCAGCCCUGUGAGCGCAAGCUCCGAUGUGGACAUGGCUGCAGAGAAAAAUGCGGAGACAGGUGUCGUUGU